Molecule: messenger RNA, 4563 nt
Organism: Hippocampus zosterae (dwarf seahorse)
Lineage: Eukaryota; Metazoa; Chordata; Actinopteri; Syngnathiformes; Syngnathidae
Gene: smg7
Product: SMG7 nonsense mediated mRNA decay factor
Exons: 23
Coding region: 141-3551 (1136 amino acids)
Biological process (GO): nuclear-transcribed mRNA catabolic process, nonsense-mediated decay
Cellular component (GO): telomerase holoenzyme complex
Molecular function (GO): protein binding; telomeric repeat DNA binding; telomerase RNA binding
Source: RefSeq, a predicted model, not a curated record
AAGCUACCCGGCUACCCCUGUACACCCCCCGCCCGCGUGCAGGCAGACAGGCAGGCCAACAGGAAGCAACAAUAUGGUGGCGGCGUUCGCGCAGUUAGCCCGUGAGCUCGUCGUAGCGUGAACGCGGGCGAGCUGUCACGAUGAGCCUCUGCGCGCACUUUUUACGACAGGCAGAGGCCCUGAAGGCGGACAUGACAGACUCUAAGCUGGCGGCGGCUGAGGCGUGGACGUCCCGCCAGGCCUUGCAGGACUUAUACCAGAAAAUGCUGGUCACGGACCUGGAGUACGCCUUGGACAAGAAGGUGGAGCAGGACCUGUGGAACCACGCCUUCAAGAACCAGAUCACCACCUUGCAAAGCCAAGCCAAGAACCGGGCCAACCCCAAUCGGAGUGAGGUACAGGCUAAUCUGUCCUUGUUCCUGGAGGCGGCCAGCGGCUUCUACACUCAGCUCUUACAGGAGCUUUGCAGCGUCUUUAACGUUGACCUGCCGUGUCGCGUCAAGUCGUCGCGGCUGGGCAUCAUCAGCAAUGGACCGAACGGCGGCGGCGGCGGCAUCGUGACGCCGCAGCCCAGCUCCUGCUCGUACAUCUGCCAGCACUGCCUGGUACACCUGGGCGACAUUGCUCGCUACCGCAACCAGACCAGCCAGGCCGAGUCAUACUACCGGCACGCCGCUCAGCUGGUUCCAUCCAAUGGUCAGCCGUACAACCAGCUGGCCAUCCUAGCGUCUUCGAAAGGAGACCAUCUGACCACCAUCUUCUACUACUGCCGCAGCAUCGCCGUCAAGUUCCCCUUCCCCGCGGCCUCCACCAACCUGCAGAAGGCGCUGUCCAAGGCUCUGGAGAGCCGCGAGGAGUCGAGAGGCAAGUGGAGCGUGUCUGACUUCGUCAAGGCCUUUAUCAAGUUCCACGGACACGUGUACCUGAGCAAGGGUGUGGAGCAGCUGGACGCUCUGAGGGAACGUCUGGAGGAGCAAUUCCACAGGCUGAUCCACCAGAAGGCCUUCAGCUCGCAGCAGCUGGUCCACAUGACGGUCAUCAACCUGUUUGAGCUGCAUCACCUGCGAGAAAUAGCGGCCGACGGCCAGCAGACAGUCAGCUGGUUCCAGCUACUCGGGCUUUUCAUGUCCUUCCUGGGCCUCAUGUGCAGCCGAGUUCUGCUCAACAAGAACCGCGAUGAGGAGGAGGUUGCCGGCGAGUGUCCUCUGCCGGCCAUCAAGGUUUCUCUGGACUGGCUCCGCCUGAAGCCCAGCGUGUUCCACGAGGCCGCUGUCGACCAGAGGCAGCACGUCUGGCCCUGGCUGGUGUCCAUCCUCAACAGCUUCCAGCCCAAAGACCAGCACGUGUCCGCAUCUUCAGUGACGCCACUGCCGGAGGAGUUCGAGCUUCAAGGCUUCCUGGCUCUGCGGCCGGCUCUCAGGGCAGUGGACUUUACCAAAGGUCACCAGGGCGUUCCGGUGGACCGCGAUGUGCUUCUGCUGCGCACGCGUCACCAGAGACUGAUCGCGCUGGGAAAGUGGAUCGCUGACAACCAACCAGGGCUCAUCCAAUGUCGUGCCGGCGAGGACGGCCUGCUCCUCUUCCUCAGCGACAUUCCCGAGCAGGCCAUCGAAGAGCCGGCGGAGAAGGAGCCGUGCGUGCUGCAGGAGGCGUCCAACGGCGAGCGGGCACUGGGCGAAGGCGCCAACGUCGGCCUCAAGUCGGUCCUGUCGGCGGGAAAAGCUGCAAACUCUUGGGUGGAUGGUGCCGAGCGGCCCGUCGUCACCUUCAAAGAAAACAUCAAACCGCGCGAGCCCGCACGUGGAAUUCAGCAGAAGGAUGGCGGCAAGGAGCGGCGAGACUUGGUCAAAGGAAACGGUCUGGCAGCUGCGGGGGUGGCGGCAAAAACUGAGCUGAAGCGUGAUGGCAAAAGGAAGUGCGAGACCAAAAAAGCUGCUCAGGAGAAAGUUCUCGAGGCUGGGAAACAGGUGAAAGCUCAAACAGAACUGAGGAAGACUCCAGUUUCGGAGGCCAAGAAGACUCCGGCUACUCAAACGCAAGCAGCCACGUGCUCUUCCCAGUUCAUCCCAAUCCAUCACCCAGGAGCCUUUCCACCUCUGCCGAGUCGCCCUGGCUUUCCGCCCUCCGCCUUCGUCAUCCCUCCCGCGGUGGCGUUCCCGGGCCUGCAGGUGAAUCCGGGCUUCGCCUUCUCCGCCGGCGUGUCUGUGCCGGGCCCCUUCCUGCAGCCGGCCGCGCACGCGCAGGCGGGCUCGCAGGCGGCCAACGGGGGCAAGCAGUCCCACAUCCCUUACAGUCAACAGAGGCCGUCUGGGCCCGGCUCCUCGGGGCCCGGCCAGCAGCAGCCCCACGCCCUCUCCCACCCGCAGCUGCAGGUCACGUCGCCCACCAAGCCCGUCCAGCAGGUUACAAUGGGCAAGAGUCCGCCCCACCUGCAACAGGCGUUUGUCCAGGACGCGCAGCUAUGGAGUCCGAGUCAGGCGGCGCUGCAGAAGCUUCCGCCGUCCGUUCAGAUGUCACUGAAGCCGCAGACCUUCUACUUGACGACUCAGGAUGCCGUCAAAGUGUACGAACAGCAGAUGGCGCCGCACGCCUCCGCUAUGGACAAGAAGAUGAAGUUCCCGCCCUACUGGGAUGCCCCCUCCUUCAGGCUGCCCGAUGACAGGAUGAAGCGGCCCCCACCUCCUGAACAGGACGCCGCCAAUGGGCCCAGAGGAACCCCCUUUGAGGGGACCUCGCGCUCGCCUCUUCUUCCUCCCGACCUUUUGAAAUCUCUGGCCGCCGAUGUGGAGGACGAGGACGAGCUGCUCUUUUCUAAGCCUCCCAAUUUCUUCCGGGCUCUGUCCGCUCCUCUUAGCUCGCUUCCCGGACCCAACUUGUUUCUGCCCAAUCACAGCAGACAGACGGACGGCGGCCUCGAGGCGCUCGGCCAGUCGUCUUCCCUCUUGCCCGCGCAGGAGUAUAACCAGAACAGCAUCUUCAGUCAGGCCUACGGGAAGAACGUGCCGUCAAACUCCAAGUGUGACGCUCCCAUGAUGCACCAGGAGACAUCACUGUACUCUUUGUUCGAGUGGACGCCGUGGUCGCCCUCGCUGCCCGCCAGCUCAGAUCACUCUACCCCGGCCAGCCAAUCACCUCACUCAUCCAACCCCAGCAGCCUGCCGUCCUCCCCGCCCACCCAUACCCACAACCACGCUGUGGCCGCCACGCCCUUCUCCAACUUUGGGCCCAUCGGCACACCGGACAGUCGCGAGCGCAGAGCGCUUGACCGCUGGAAGCCCGACAAGACAGGUGGCGUGAGCGGCUUUGGGUUGGAGUACCUGCCGGCCACCGCUUCGGACGCCAGCUGGCACCAAGCCCCCGCCAGCGGCAGCUCCUGGACCAAUCAGGAGUCUCCGAUGGAAGAGUCAUCCUCCAACAUGCUGCUGGACAGCUUCAAGUCGAUUUGGUCGAGCUCGAUGAUGCAGCCUGGCCCGUCGGCGCUGGAGCAGCUUUUGCAGCAGCAGAAGCAGAAACAGCAGCGAGGACACGGCACCAUGAAUCCACCGCACUGAAACCCCCGCACGAUGACAUCAUCGACAUCAUGGCUGCCACACUUUGACGAACACCAGCAACCGUUGGUGGACGCAGGAGGGUUGGGGAGGCACGACCCCCUCACCUCUAAAAACAAGACACCAGGAUGAGACUCCACCCGGACGAGGUCGCCUCCGCUGAAGGGAAGCGGGCCGAUGCCAACGACGGGGGUUGAGGGACCGCGCGCAUGCCAUCAUCGCUAACUAAACAGAUGUACACACAACACACCCAUAGAACAAAAGCACACACACACAUAGAACAAAAGCACACACAAACACGCACACACCCACACACACAUGAGUGGUCGACAGGAUGAGUUUGUCCACGCCGGACAUCCCCCCCAAGUCCACGCGAGGCUUUUUCGUGGCCUUUUUGUGUCUUUGGCAAUUCUGAGGGUGAGCGAGGACCCUGCAGUGGUCGGGUGACGGGGAAGAUUGAAUUCCUCACUAUUUCUUUCCUUGCUGAGGAAGACGACGAGGACGUCUAAACAUGUAAAUGCGCAAAAGAUGGGAAGGCCGGCGUGCCAGAUGUACAAAACGAUGUAGUUUGUGGUUUGUCGUUAGCCGUCUUUUAGCGAGACAGCUGCUGUAAUAAUCCCGCUCGGUAGUUUAGCCCUUGUUAGCUUUUCUUCCUCUUCCGCCAGUUCUCGAGCAGACGGGAAGUCGCCUGGACCGAAACUUUUUAACGACUAGUCACUUUUUAAGCGGAAUGGCAACAGAAGAUGAUGAACAAAAAGUCAACUUUUUUUCAUUGGCAAGCAUCAUCGUGUAAAGCGAUGUGAGGCGACGGCCUGCCCGAAGACCCGCCUCGAAAUGCUCGCUGAUGAAGGUGGCCGUCGUCAAUAUCCCGCCGCUAUGUUGACGACACGUAAAUGUUCAUGAUUGCGUGAGAAAGACAAAGUGAUGAAGAUAAUGAGCUGCUAAUGCCCACUUGUCCUCUUUCCUUUUCUUUUAUGUCCUUGCUGCCAAUAAAAAAGAAAUCUCUCCUACUAUA